Messenger RNA from Aspergillus clavatus NRRL 1, 1008 nucleotides. RefSeq names its product putative 2OG-Fe(II) oxygenase family oxidoreductase. Gene Ontology annotation, molecular function: dioxygenase activity. The record is from RefSeq and is a predicted model, not a curated record. The transcript has 3 exons. Bases 1 to 1008 code for a protein of 335 amino acids. NCBI's taxonomy places the organism in Eukaryota, Fungi, Ascomycota, Eurotiomycetes, Eurotiales, Aspergillaceae.
AUGGAUGCCGCAAUUCCUCCCGCGGAGAGUAUCGCCCAGCUCCCCGUCUUGGACGCGGCGAAGCUGCUGCAGGGCGAUGAAGUAGAGAUCCAGAACCUGCUGCGCGCCUGCAAGACGCAUGGGUUCUUCUCGUUGAACCUGGGCGCGGACGAAACGUCGUAUAUGAUCGGCGCGUGGACCGAUGUUCUUGCGUUCAUGGAUCGGUACUUCGACCAGCCGACUGAGGUGAAGUUGAGGGAUGAGCGCCAUAGCGAUACCCAUGGCUACGAGCCGUGUGGUACCUCGACUGGUGCCACUGAUGAGCACCUCGACCAUUAUGAGAGCUUGAAGAUCUCGUUCACGGAGUGCAUGUCUCGAAGCGAGAAUCUGGCCCCGGCGUUGAAGGAGAAUAUCGAACUCUUCGAGACCUUCAUUGGCGGAGCCCAUCGCCUGGUGAUGGCUUUGCUCAAGUGUCUCACCCGCACGCUGGGGGAUCAGAUCCCUGGUCCCCUGGAAUCAUUCCAUGACCCUUCGCAGCCGACGACAAGCACGAUGGCCAUGUUCCGGUACCCGCGCCAGACCGAGGAAGAGGCCGCCAAGGGCGUCGGGCACAACAAGCAUACGGACAUCGGCACCUUCACCUUCCUCCUCUGCCAGCAGUGGGGGCUGCAGGUUCUCUCCCCGGUAGAGAAGAAAUGGCUCUAUGUGGCUCCCAAGAAGGAUCACGCCAUCAUCAACGUGGGGGACUCGUUGCGGUUCUUGACGGGCAACCAGCUCUUUUCGGCCGUCCACCGCGUCCUGCCCUUCACCCAUCGCCAGCUGGAGCACCGCCACUCCAUCGCCUUCUUUCUCCGUCCGGCUGAUAACACCAUCUACCGGGAUUCGAAGGACCGGUUGGUCACGGCCCGUAGCUGGCACGAUGAGAAGUUUGAUCAUUUCCGCGCUUCGCACGCUGAGCAGUCCGCCGACAGUAUCCUGACCGGUGGAAUGGAGCAAUUGGACCAAAUCAUCGUUCCCACUUCUGCCUGA